Molecule: messenger RNA, 1066 nt
Organism: Frankliniella occidentalis (western flower thrips)
Lineage: Eukaryota; Metazoa; Arthropoda; Insecta; Thysanoptera; Thripidae
Product: flavin reductase (NADPH)
Exons: 7
Coding region: 161-907 (248 amino acids)
Source: RefSeq, a predicted model, not a curated record
GGGGGUGGGAGGACGGAGGGCGUACGUGUUUUGAUUCGGUUUUAUCUAAUCAUCGUCGAAAGCAAGUCGAGCAAGUCACGCCUCUGUCUUCCUCGUCACACCCCCAGCCGCAGGUUCUUUUUAAUCUUGUGGCCCCUAUCUGCGCUGGGAAUUUUUAGCUAUGAAGAAAAUAGCAAUUUUCGGUGGCACCGGCAACACAGGCCUGUGUGCUGUGGAUGCUGCUUUAAAGAAAGGUCUUGUGGUGCGUGCUUUGGCCAGAGACCCAGCUAAGUUUCCCGUGGAAGUUCAAUCUAAAGUCGAGAUUGUUCAGGGUGAUGUUUUGAACUAUGAUGAUGUAAAGAAAACUGUGGAGGGCGUUGAUGCUGCUGUCAUUGUUCUUGGUACCCGAAAUGAUGUCAAACCUACCACUAUGAUGUCAGAGGGCACUAAAAAUAUUCUGAAUGCUCUGAAAGAAGCAGGAGUGAAACCAGUUUCAGGAUGCAUGUCUUCCUUUCUCUUCAUGGAAAUCGAGAAAGUUACUCCCAUGCUUCGGGACCUAACGCAAGAUCACAUACGAAUGCUUGAUGCUCUCAAAGCUAGUGACCGCGAUUGGAUUGCUGUUUGUCCUCCACACAUUGCAGGCACGGAGAUCUCAUGGCCUGCCAUAUGCAGCUUGGCGACUUCUGGCCAUGGAAUGAUGGGUGUCCUUGCAGCUUCUGCCAUGUCUGUUCUUUGGAUCAGUCGUAAAGCACUUAAGCCAUUUAUGUCCUCUGAGACUGAACCAUCUGGAAACUAUGAAAUCAAACAUGGCUCCUCUCCUGGAAGGGCUAUUUCUAAAUAUGAUUUGGGUUUCUUCCUAGUUGAUUGUCUGGAUAAACCAGAACACUACCAUCAGAUGGUUGGAAUUGCAAAGCCUCUCCAAGCUUGAGUAGGCUACACUUACAUUUUUGCAAAUACAUAUUAUGAUUGUUAUUGUCAUUUAAAGAAAGAAAAAAAAUGGUGUAAGGAAACAUUCAACUUUUUUAAGAGUUUAAAAUACUUCUUUUGAAUCUUAUCUAGAAUAAAUUUUUUGAACCGUAUAGAACAA